CAAGAAAUAAAAUGGCCAGAGUUUGUUUCACUAGACAUAACUGAAGAACAAUCAAAUAUUAUGACGAGUUUUGAAGAUCCUUCAACAAGUAUUUCAACAGUAAAAAGACCUAGUUUAUCAACGGAAUGCACUGUUCCUCAUAGUGUGGCUGUGUCGACAUCAACCGCUACAUUUAGUCCUCGAAAAGAAUUUGCCAAUUUGAGUCCACUGCAAAAAAGAAGAAGAACUGAAAAUCUCUUUGCGAAAACGAUUUUGAGACACUUGCUUAUGCCCUGGCUAGGAAAGCGGAAAAUGAAAACCAAACGGACUUUGUAGAAUUAGUGAAGCAUUUGAUUAAAAAGCCUGAAGAUGCGCCAAUGCUGCGAGCCUGCCUGAAAUCGACGAAACGAACUUGUCAUACCGAUAAGGCACUCGGUAUUUCAACAUCACUGAAAUUAUCGAAAUGGCAGUAUAUUACAUUGAGGCAGACAAUGAGAGACAUGGGGUGUGAUAUACUUCCAUCGUAUGAUGCUUUGAAGCAAGAGAAGAAGGAGUGCUACGUUGAAAAAGAAGACAUGGUAAUAACUGAGACUGAAGUUAAACUUAAACUUCAGUCUAUUUUAGAUAUUACGGUCAAGAGACUAUUAAAAACUCUGGAAACUGAUUUAACUGGCAGUAAUUCGACUCUUAUCAGUAAAUGGGGGUUUGACGGUGCAUCUGGGCAAAGCAACUACCAACAAAAAAUUGACGGCCAUGAUUCAAGCAUCUUCAUGUGGGGCUACUUGUGGACGUUGUUAAACAAGGGGCUGGCUAUCUCAUGUGGAGAGUUUGUGGACGUGGAAAAAUUCCGCCAAUAUUGUGCUGCUACAGCACGCAAAUAUGUCGAGCUCUAUGAAUGGUAUUAUAUGCCCUCAAGCGUGCAUAAAUUACUCAUUGAUGGUGCCGAUAUAAUAGAGCACAAUAACUUUAUACCAAUCGGCAAGCUCUCUCCUCUCUGAAGGCCUCUGAAGCUCGUAACAAAGAUUUUAAAAACUUCAGAACUUUCCACUCGCGUAAAUCUAGCAGGAUUGCAACAAAUGAAGAUAUUAUCAAUAAUUUGUUAAUAUCGUCUGACCCAUACCUAUCAAGUUUCAGGCCUAAAAUAUGUCAACGAAAUAAACCUCUCACAAAUGAAGCUAAAUCAUUAUUAUUAACUUCUUGUGAAGAUAAGGAAAAUAUAGAGUUUGUAGAUGUAGGUAAUGUAUCUGAUUAUGACUUUGAUUAG
Molecule: messenger RNA, 1243 nt
Organism: Chilo suppressalis (striped riceborer)
Lineage: Eukaryota; Metazoa; Arthropoda; Insecta; Lepidoptera; Crambidae
Source: the annotation of a GenBank genome assembly